Symbiodinium natans is the source of this 2703-nucleotide messenger RNA. The record is from the annotation of a GenBank genome assembly. Lineage: Eukaryota; Dinophyceae; Suessiales; Symbiodiniaceae.
AUGAGCUGCGCAGUGGGAAGCGACGUCGCAAACUGGAACUCUACAAGAGCGCACCCCGUGUUGAAGCCCGGUUUCUAUGCCACCCAUGCUGAGCCCCUCAGCGCUUUUCAGUGCUUGAGAUACGAUGUCUGUCCUGGUGGCGAGCCGGAGAGCUGCAACGGAGGACUGCAGGGCUUGGUUUGUCACCAUUGCCCACAGGGCCAGCAGUUGAAGGGACAGCAGUGCGAAGACUGCACGCCCAACGGCAGAGUCCUCCUCCUCGGCGUGGUCAUUCUCGGCAUGGUCAGUAUCAUCGUCGCCCACGUCAUGGCGAACUGGCCCUUGACAAGAGGCUCGCGCACGGUCAUGACCGCGGUGUUCUUCUGCGGCAUGGCAGUCACCAUUGUGUUGACCUUGGGGGUCUACGGAACGCUGGACGUCAUCUGGGAAUCUCCUCUCAGUGAGUUCCUGGUGCUUUUUUCGAUCCUCCGGCUGGACUUGGAGAACUUCUCGUUCUCGUGCUUUGUGGGGCGGAAGGAUUUCGUCGUGGAGCAGUCGGUGAAGAUGGUGGGCUUCCCUCUCGCAUGUGCCGCGGCGGCGGCUGGAUCCUUCCUGCUGAGCAAGAUUCCGAAAACCAGGCGAUUCUCCAGCUUCAAUGCCCCGGCACUGAUCAACACCGCGGGAUUCCUCCUCUCCGCGCUCUUGGUCUCCGUAUCCUUCAUGAGCAUGGAUGGCUUCCGCUGCAAGCAGAACCCCAAUGGCAGGCAGAUUCUCCGUGCCGAUGGCCACAUUGUGUGCUGGGAAGGUGGUGUGCACACCGACCUGCUGGUCCUGAGCUCUUUGGCCAUCCUGGUGUAUCCAACCUCUUUCUUGGCCUUGACAGCUUACGCGGCCUUCAACUUCGCUCCGCUCUCCGUGCGCUACGGGGUCCGCUUCACGGCCUCCGUGCGUUUUCUGUCUGGCCGCAUGCAGCCCGAUCGGAUCCUUUUCGGCCUUGCGUGGAACGUGCGAAACUUUCUAAUCUCCCUGGUGCCCGUGGUCGCUGCCAAUGACUUUGCAAUGCAGAUCCUCCUUAUCUUGGUCAUCUUCCUCCUGUGGCUUGUGGUUCAGUCGACGUAUCAGUGCUGGCGCUUCGGAAUUCUGAACAUGCUCGACACGGUGGUCAGCGUCUCGCAGGUCAUCAUGCUGUGGCUCUUCACGUUAUUCGCGGACAUUCCGAAUAAGGACAUGGUUGGGUGGUCCAUCAUCACCAUGUUCGUUGCGGUCGUGAUGCUUCUGGUGACCAGCGCAAUGCUGAAAAUCGUCCUCUUUCUGCGUGGCCGCAAGCAUUACGACAUUUUCAUCUCGCACCACAAGGCCGCUGCUGCGCUUGCAGCGAGGCAUCUGAAGACCUUGCUCGGGAUGUGUAGCACCUCGUUCAAUGUCUUCCUGGAUGUGGAUGAGCUCGACAACCUGGAUUACCUGACCUUUGCUGUGAAGAGCACCCGGAAGCUGCUGGUGCUUUUGACCAGUGAUGUCUUGACUCGACCUUGGUGCGCCCUUGAAAUCACAACCGCCUUCCUCAACCAGGUGCAGAUCGGAAUCGUGGACCUGACCGUGGAGCAGGUGGACCUAAGGGAUACCAGCUACCUGAAGCAAGUCCUGAAGUCCUUCACGGAGGAAGACCUGGGCCUCUUUGCAAAGCACGGCAUCACCACCAAGGAUGUUGCGAAUGCCUUCUUCUACCUGCAUAAGACCUCCAGGACGAAGCUGCGCCUGGACCUCUGCGAUGCACAGGUGCAGAUGGACUGUGUGUUGCAGGCGGCUGGACAGGAGAUGGUGAGACAGAUUCGGAGGCCGAGGAUGCCGUCCAUGGAUGCAGACAAGACCUUGUACAUCGUCUUCAACACGCAGUGUGAGAAGCAGUGCAGUGUGGCGUUUCUGCUGAGGCACUCCUUUCGGGAGUGGCACUGGGAUGCGUCCAUGUUUUGUCCAGCAUCGAUCCGCCGGAGCCGACAGGGGCCCGGCAGCCCAGGUGCUGAGCUCAUGGACUUCCUGCCUCUGAAGCAGCGGUCCGUUGCCAUUGUGCUGAUGUCACGGGGGCUUCCAUAUGAUGCCGUUGCCGUGGGAGGCCUGGUGCUUCUUCAGCGGGCAGGCGUGGGCAUCAUCACAGUCCUGAGCCAAGAGACAUUUUCGAGGCCUGGUCAGGACUACUAUCAGCGGCUUCUGGCCAACCAGGUGUUUCAGGGGGAAGACGCCGAUGUGCUCGAUCAUCUCUGUGCUGGUUGCACUGGGUCGGAACUACUUCGAACACUGAAGCCGCUGUACAAACUGCUGGCAUGGAUCGUUAGCCCGGAGCAGCACAUCAGCUUAUUCCAUCAGGAAAUGAGAGUCGUGCGCCAGCGUGUCGAGAAGGAGUUCAUGCGACGCUCACUGAAGCUUGAAGCCCAAGGCCAACGAACAUCAUCCUGCUACCCGAGCGAGUACAGGAGCCCCUCCAGUGAUCUCGACAUGCUCGUCGGCAGCAACGCGGAGUCGGCGAAGUUGGAGGGGUUGCCGGAGAUGGAGAUUGCCCACACGCUCUCGAUGCGCAGCCAGUCGGCCAUGGAUCGUCUCAGCUCCGAGGAGGUGCGGGCUGCCGAGAUACACCGCUCAUUCUCUCUCCUGGAGAUGAGCCGUGAGGAGGUCUCCUUCCACCUGCAAUCUUCAUGGAAUGGCAACCGGGAGAUCUUCUUCGCGGUCUGA